Messenger RNA from Solanum stenotomum, 1008 nucleotides. RefSeq lists its product as uncharacterized. Bases 18 to 746 code for a protein of 242 amino acids. Gene Ontology annotation, molecular function: 5'-deoxynucleotidase activity. NCBI's taxonomy places the organism in Eukaryota, Viridiplantae, Streptophyta, Magnoliopsida, Solanales, Solanaceae. The record is from RefSeq and is a predicted model, not a curated record. Gene Ontology annotation, cellular component: cytoplasm. The transcript is spliced from 9 exons.
GGGGGUAAAGAGCAAAAAUGAGCAGAGUGCUUUGUAAAUCACUCAUCCCUUCAUUACUUUCUUCUUCUUCUUCCUUUUCUGCUCAGUUCAGAUUCACAUACUUUCCAACUUCUUCGUCUUCAUCAUCUCCUAGGGUUUCUCGUAUGGCAACCGAAGCUUCAUCUUCAUCUUCAUCGUCGUCAUCUGCAUCUCCGUCUCCUUCGUCUGCCAUCGAUUUUUUAACCCUUUGUCACCGCCUCAAGACAACAAAGAGAGAAGGUUGGGUACGUAGAGGGGUUAAUAAUCCCGAGUCUAUAGCUGAUCACAUGUACCGUAUGGGAGUAAUGGCUCUUAUUGCUGCUGACCUUCCUGGAGUUGAUCGUGACAAGUGUGUUAAGAUGGCAAUCGUGCAUGACAUUGCAGAAGCAAUUGUUGGAGAUAUCACUCCUGCUGAUGGGAUUCCAAAGGAUGAAAAGAGUAGACGAGAGCGAGCAGCACUAGAAGACAUGUGUAAACUUUUAGGUGGAGGAUCCCGAGCCAAGGAGAUCAGUGACUUGUGGAUGGAAUAUGAAGAAAAUUCAUCUUUAGAAGCCAAAGUUGUAAAGGACUUCGACAAGGUGGAGAUGAUACUUCAGGCAUUGGAAUAUGAAAAUGAACAAGGGAAGGAUUUGGAAGAAUUUUUUCAGUCAACUGCAGGUAAGUUCCAAACAGAGGUGGGCAAAGCUUGGGCUUCAGAGGUAGCAUCAAGAAGAAAGAAAUCCAAUUGAAUUGUUGUGGUAGUCAAAGCUGGAUAACAAUUUGCACCAGUUGUAUUGCUGAUGACCCAAAUUCUAAAGGUUACAGGAUCACUUGAAAUAGAAGGGUUCUUACAAGUUGCAGCAGGAACGUUUAGCCCCAUGGAUUCUCUCAACUUUAAAAGAAACGUUUGCAUAUUUGUUUUGCCUUUUUGCUUUUAAAAGUUCUGCAAUUAGGAAAAUGCUAAACUUUGGUGAUUUCAGAUUUUUUUUUUCAUUCCCACAACUCAAAUCU